Molecule: messenger RNA, 535 nt
Organism: Asparagus officinalis (garden asparagus)
Lineage: Eukaryota; Viridiplantae; Streptophyta; Magnoliopsida; Asparagales; Asparagaceae
Product: glutaredoxin
Exons: 5
Coding region: 11-331 (106 amino acids)
Biological process (GO): cellular response to oxidative stress
Cellular component (GO): cytoplasm
Molecular function (GO): glutathione disulfide oxidoreductase activity
Source: RefSeq, a predicted model, not a curated record
AGAGAGAGAGAUGGCGCUUGAGAAGGCUAAAGAGAUCGUGUCCUCGAACGCCGUCGUCGUCUUCAGCAAGAGUUAUUGCGCGUACAGCAAUCAGGUUAAGCAGUUGCUAGCACACCUGAAGGCAAGUUUCAAAACCAUAGAGCUGGAUCAUGAAAGUGAUGGAUCAGAGAUUCAGUCUGCACUUGCAGAAUGGACAGGGCAAAGGACCGUUCCUAAUGUUUUUAUAGGCGGUAAACACAUGGGAGGCUGCGACAGUGUUGCUGCAAGGUACUACCAAGGCAAGUUGGUGCCUCUUCUUACCGAAGCCGGAGCUCUAAAUUCAGCAUCAUAAGCAGCAGCAGCAGUAGGAUUGGUUUUGUUUUGUGUGGGCUGGAGAGGUAUCCAGCUAGUGGAUGAUAAACUCUUUGAAACUAUAAUAAGACUAGUGUUGGUGUUGAUGUUUAUCUUAUGACUUUCGUUUUAACACAUGUCCAAAAUUUAGUUUCUCGUAUAAUUUUACAAUUCUUGCAUGUUUCCUUUUUCUCUUCAACUCCAU